Fusarium venenatum is the source of this 1905-nucleotide messenger RNA. NCBI's taxonomy places the organism in Eukaryota, Fungi, Ascomycota, Sordariomycetes, Hypocreales, Nectriaceae. The record is from RefSeq and is a predicted model, not a curated record.
AUGACAACUGAUUGGCGAGAACAUUCGGGAGUCUCAGAAUCCAACCUUGCACAAGCCAGUGACAGCCCCAGUACCUCACAAACCAAGAAUAGGGUCGCUUGCCAGCGAUGCUUCAAGAGGAAACAGAAGUGCGAUAGGAUAAGUCCAGCCUGCACAUCAUGCGCUACUCUGGGAGUGGAGUGCAUCUCUCGCUCUCAACAAUUCGACUUUGACGUUGAAGAUACUGGUCUUACCCCUGCUAGAGUCAACGGUUAUGUCGAGUCUCUAAGACGUCGCAUCGCUGAACUUGAGCAAAAAGUCAAGGAAGCUGAGAUAUCACAUGUUCAGGCUCGACGCUCUUACCAUUCAGAUGCUACACUUCCCAUCAAUGGAAAAAGACGUCGUUCCACUGAGCGUCAUGUACCGGCCAGCGAUGCUCUAUUAAAUUGCGACGACCAGUCAACUGUCGAGGACACAAUGAGUGCCAUUGGCUUAUUGUCAAACAAGGCUAUGGCUGAAUCCCGUGCUAACACAGGCAACGAGCCCCAUAAACUCUCGAUAAUUGAGUCUAUCUCAGCAGCCCUCGCUGUAGAUGGCCAAAACCCUUUCAAAGCCUCAGCCGUGUCUUCCCACCAUCUUUCUUUGUCUGACGAUCGGUCCAUUCUACUAACACGUGAUUUGACGUUGAGUCAUAUACAACGUUUUAUCGACUGGAGUGUAUGGCUUCCGCACAUUGACGAGAGUCGUUUGAUGGAACAAUAUGACGUAGCCGUUGACUCCUACGAUGGCAGAGAUAAGCCUUCCCUCUAUCUCUUCAACAUCUACCUAGCCGUUUCGAUUGGGAUCAGCAUGUCGCCAGAGACAAGCCGCCUAACAGGUUUGGCAACGAAUCUCCACAGUGCAGCUAUCAAACUAUUGCCGUCCAUUCUGCAUUCCCAAGAGCCAUUUGAUACUUUACAUUGUAUGCUACUUCUGGCUGUAUUCUCUAUGUUCAGUCCCUCCGGAGGUUCUACCUGGCAUCUGAUGGGAUUUAUAUGGACAAACUGCCUAGCUGCUGGUUUGCAUAAAACUUCUAUUCCGCAGAACCGUCUUGGGCCUGAUACUGCCUAUAGAAGUGAUUGGAUCUUCUGGACAGUCUACCUGCUUGAUCGCUCUCUAGCAUCUUCCAUGGGUAGACCUUUUGGCAUUACAGAUGAAGACAUCUCAGUCUCUAUACCUGAACUCCCAAACGAUAAUGAAUCAGACUUAUCUGCAGCAGUGAGAAACAAGCUUGCUCAUAGUCGACACCUUGUAAUUCACGCUCAGCUCAUAUCAGAUAUCUGUGGAAGGCAUGAGCCCAGCUCGGUCUUCUCAUACAGUAAUCUUUGUUUCUGGCGAGAGUUUCCACCGCCAAUAAAUGAGACUGCCUUCCCACGUGGCUAUUCACUUGAGUCUUUGGAUCAGUUGGCUUGUCGGGUAAUGGUUCUAAUAGUUAACCCUCCAUCCAGCACCGUAACCAAUUCUUUGUUCGCUAUCGGAGAUUCUCCAGAUAUCAAGACCGACGCUAUCGAUUCUUGCAAGAGUUUGAUCGAAAGACUCUAUAGCAAGUCAACGAAUAGCACGGUAGCGGUAUCAUUCUUGGAUGCCUACAACAUCUUGGCAGCUGCAGUUUUUUAUGUAUGUCUCGUGCAGCAGGCACCCCACCUGAAUCAGAAAGGGUUGGCGCAGAGAUUUGAAGUCGUCAACAAAGCGUCUGUCCUACUUACGCAGUGCUCGACAAGGUUCGUUGCCAUUGGCGUAUUCCAGCAGUUCCUGUUGUCAUUGUCAACCAAGAUUAUGGAAGGCCCAGCUAGUGUUCAGGAAUAUCUGGAGUUCAUGCCGCCGGAGAUCCCCAGCCACCUUCGGUCUUUGGUUCAAAACUAUGCUUCUUUGAGCCGUAUGGAUUGA